Messenger RNA from Olea europaea var. sylvestris, 1885 nucleotides. Its product is annotated as protein OSB2, chloroplastic-like. The coding region runs from base 160 to 1602 and encodes 480 amino acids. The transcript has a single exon. Gene Ontology annotation, cellular component: mitochondrial nucleoid. NCBI's taxonomy places the organism in Eukaryota, Viridiplantae, Streptophyta, Magnoliopsida, Lamiales, Oleaceae. Gene Ontology annotation, molecular function: single-stranded DNA binding. Gene Ontology annotation, biological process: positive regulation of helicase activity; mitochondrial DNA replication. The record is from RefSeq and is a predicted model, not a curated record.
UGAAAGCCCUACAUCCCUUGCCCAAAUCCCCAACCCCGGCGCCUUUAUGGCUUUUCCUCUACAUUCGUUAGAUAACCCAAAACCCUCAAAAAUCCUAAAUCAAUUCAGUUCAUUCACUUUGAAUUCUCACUCUGAAUUCACUGCCCAAGAAUCAUCACCAUGAAUUUCUUAGCCAGAGUCAAAAUAAAACCCUAUCUUUUGAUCUCUUCUCCUGUACAAAGAAAAUGCCUCUUUUUACCUAGCCCCGUCUAUUGCUUCCAACAGUUAUAUCUUUAUUCCACAAGAACUAGCACUGGUACUACUUCUAACGGUAGCUCGAACUUCGAAGAACCCAAAAAAGCCAGGACCCAGAAAUCUUCAGAAUCAUCUGUGAGUUGGUCUCAGAGGAUCAAGAAACAAGCAGAGGCACCAAAUAUUUGGCCAAGGCCAACUGAGAUCCCAUAUCAAGAAAAGGUUGCUAAUUCUGUGAAUCUGAUUGGUUACAUAACGAGGCCGGUUCGAUUUGAGUCUACCCCUGAUGGAAAAUACUGGGCUGCUACGGCAAUCUAUCAAGAAAAUGGUAAUGAGAACAAGUCUUUGUUGAUUCCCAUAGUCUUUAAGGGUGAUUUGGCUCAUGUUGUGGCUUGCCAUGUGAAGGAGAAUGAUUGUGUUUAUGUGGCCGGGCAGUUGAGUUUGGACCCUAUGGUGUUGGUGUUGAGUGAGAGUCUCGGUAAGUAUCAUGUUGUGGUGCAACAUCUAAACUUUAUGGAGGGAUUGAAGAGGAAUGUUUUGGAUCAUGAGACCAAGAAAAAGGGGAUUUCAAUGGUUGAGGAACCUGUUAAGAAAUGUGGAGCUAAGAAAGAGGAGGUGUCAAUUGUUUAUAGUGAUAGUGUUUCUAGGGUGGAUGAUGAGUCUUUAAAUCAGACUUGGAGAGAUGCAUUAGAACAUGUGGAAAAGUCAAGUUCUUUAAGCAUGAAGAAUGAUGGUGUCUCUAGUGUUUCUGUUGAGGAUUCUGUUAAGCGAUCAUUGAACAGUGGCUCUAAGGCAGCCGAAACUCCAGCAGCUGCUGGAUUCGAGGGCAACAGGAAAAGAGUAUUUGAGAACGAGUCUAAACCAGAAAAAGGUAAUGUGAAGGGUGGAGAGAUUGCUAGCAAGAAAAAAUGUGGAGAGUCGAUCUUGGAUUCUUGGAGGGAUCUUGUGAAAAAUCCGGAGCAGUGGUGGGAUUAUCGUGGACACAAGUCUAAUGGAUUGGUUAAAGGAAAAUACCCAGAUUUUAAGCACAAAGAGAGUGGUGACCCUCUCUGGGUGGACAGUGCUCCAAAAUGGCUGUUUCCAGGUCUUGGAAAGUUGGAUUUUGAUGUUAAGGUUUUUAAAGCAAAGCAAGUACAAGAUGGAAGAGGAGAUGACUCUUGGAAGAGCUUGGUGGAAAAUCCCGAUAAAUGGUGGGACAAUAGAUCAAACAAGAGGAAUCCUAAACAGCCUGACUUUAAGCACAAGGAAACAGGUGAAGUACUAUGGUUAAACAGCUCACCAGAUUGGGCAUUGUCUAGGUUGCCACCAUUGAAAGAUUGCCAAAUUUUUGCUGCUGGAAAGAAGAACGUUUACACAGAAGGGAAUCUAUGAGAGAGACCCUCGAAAAGGGUUCCAACUGAUUGGAGAAGUUUAUAGAGUGUCAUGUACGUCCUAUCUUUGAGUUUCUGAGGUUUGGAGACAUGAAUUUUGAUGCUCCAUAGGCAUUGCAGAUGUUUUGGGUUUGAGAUUUUUUAUUCAACAACUGUAAAUCAAUAUGAAAGAGAAGAUGUGUUAGAACUUUGAAGUUCUAACUGUUUUGAUUUUUCCCUUGUAAUAUCUGCUGUUAUGGAUUAUGUGGUGUAAAUUUAUAUAUCUUUUGCAGAUUUUGUUUGAA